AUGAGACCAAGCAAAGAACCAAAGAGGCGGAGCCGCCCUUCGUCUCCGCUCAGGGACCGAACAACAGAGCCCUCCUCCGGCUUCGACCGAAGCACCUCGCCCAAGUCUCGCGCCUCCCGGCUCACAUCGCCGGUCUCUCUUCUCAAUCGGGACUUGGAAGAGCUUCAAGAGCUCGCGACUUCUUCUAACACCAACCCACGAAUCUUUCCGUACAAUGUGAAGCAGCAAUGCUGGGAAAAGGCCGAGAAGAUCAGAGGUCGAGACCCAGACCGGUGGCGUCGAGACUCUCUUGGAAACACCGUGUUCCGGAAGCUCGUCGGUUGCCCAGGUUGCCUCUGUCAUGAUUAUGAUCACAUCGUGCCUUACUCUAAGGGAGGACAAAGUACGCUUGAUAACUGUCAAGUUUUACAGGCAACGGUCAAUCGAUCAAAAGGAAACCGGACUGAGUUUUCUAGAGCUGAGCUCAUUCAGAAAAGUUCCUACUGUCGGGUUUCAGGUCGUGACAUGGAUCUUAUUGAACUGUCAGCCUAUGGCAAUGUUCGUCAUGCACCAAAUUCAGGGGGAUGUAGAAUCCAAUAA
This is a messenger RNA of Prunus armeniaca (apricot), 579 nucleotides long. The record is from the annotation of a GenBank genome assembly. NCBI's taxonomy places the organism in Eukaryota, Viridiplantae, Streptophyta, Magnoliopsida, Rosales, Rosaceae.